ACUUGAUCCCUUUCCUUCCGGUCUUCGAUCCAAUCUGUCUAUUUUCUCCGCGUCCCAAUGUCAUUCACCCUCACUCUCCGCCGCAGCGCGGUCUCCACCGCACGAGUCCAGACCUCCACCACUUUCAUCUGCUCGCAAUGCCGCCAUGCGACACUCCUUCGACGCCCUAAGCGUCCCUACACCUUCACUCAGCUCGUCACUCUCUCGGACGGCAGUACCUUCACUCACCGCACGACGUCCCCCGCUCCUGUCUACCGCUCUACCCGUGAUACGCGCAAUUCUCUCCUAUGGAACCCAUCAUCGAGCAAGUUGAUGAAUGUCGAGGAAGACGAAGCCGGUCGACUGGCAGCAUUCAGAGCCAAAUUUGGACGGAGCUGGGAUGCGAAUACCCCUACCGAGGAAGAAUUAAACAAGAAGGCUGAGCAGACGAGUGAAGAGGCCGCAGCUGAAGCAAGAGCUGCCGAAGAAGAAGACGAUAAUCUGCUGGAUCUGAUCAGUUCGUUUGGACAGGAAGAGCAGGCAUCUGGGAAGAAGAAGAACUGAGUUUUGUCGGGAUUGUGGGGUAUCUCUGUAUAAUCUACUCAUUGUUUACGGUCUACAUCUUUCGAAGCUUUCAUGUACAGUACAUCAUACCAUUUGGUUGGAAUUCCAGCAUUGAGAGUCCAUGCCUCCAGAUUGCCUCUUCUACUUGUUUGAAAGGCCUUGGUAACUUCUAGCGGAGUUGGAACCAGUGCAAAUUGCCAUAUAUUAUCCGCCAUAGACCUCUUACCGAAGAAGCCAGGCGAGAGAUCAGCAGCAAAGGAGAGAGGUCAUUUCGAAUUAAU
This is a messenger RNA of Aspergillus alliaceus, 824 nucleotides long. Its product is annotated as mitochondrial 54S ribosomal protein bL31m. Gene Ontology annotation, cellular component: mitochondrial large ribosomal subunit. The transcript has a single exon. The record is from RefSeq and is a predicted model, not a curated record. Gene Ontology annotation, biological process: mitochondrial translation. Lineage: Eukaryota; Fungi; Ascomycota; Eurotiomycetes; Eurotiales; Aspergillaceae. Gene Ontology annotation, molecular function: structural constituent of ribosome. The coding region runs from base 58 to 543 and encodes 161 amino acids.